Molecule: messenger RNA, 1321 nt
Organism: Chenopodium quinoa (quinoa)
Lineage: Eukaryota; Viridiplantae; Streptophyta; Magnoliopsida; Caryophyllales; Amaranthaceae
Exons: 7
Coding region: 244-1089 (281 amino acids)
Biological process (GO): regulation of exit from mitosis
Cellular component (GO): nucleus
Source: RefSeq, a predicted model, not a curated record
GUAGGUAAUAACUUUUACCAUGAUAUAGAUCGACAAUAUAAUAAAAGCUAGAACAAUUCAACCUAAAUUAAUCCGACCUAAACCCAAAACGAACUACUUUAAUACUCUUACAUAAAAAUGACUCGCCGAUUCGAACGACCCAAUUACUUCCUCCUUUUAUCUUCCCGCUCCCAAUCAUAUUUUCAAAAACUCCUUCACUAUCCGAGUACUGAGGAUUAGAAGCAAGUUCUCCUUCUCGGAAUAAUGAGCCUAAGAGAGAGAAAUCCAGAGGCAACAACAAUGGCGGAGGACACAGAAAUCGAGGUCCCUUCCACCUCCAUUAAUGGCGCUCUCGUCUUCCUUGUCGUUUAUGAUGUCUUAGGUUUCUUGCUCUAUAUGCACCAGCAAAUCCCCUCCAUGUUGCAGGAUAUGACUCUUCAAUUUGAUGCUCUACGAACUGAAUACCAGGAGUCGGAGAUACUUCUUACACAAAGUGAGCUCAAUGCUUCAUCUAGAAGAAAAGCCAUUGGGAGGAAAAGAGAUGUCAAAUUAGAGAUUAGAAGAACUGAGAAAUUGAUGAGUAAAAUAUCUGGUCUCCAGACUGCUCUUUGGCUUUUGAUCCGUGAGUUUCCCAGUGUUGAAGAUUUAGUCUUUGUUUUUGGAGCAAGCCCACACCGACCACAACAUGUUUAUCAGAUUGUAUUUCCUCACGGAAGAAUAGCUCUCUUAGAUUCUGAAGAUAAGGCCAGAAAUCGAACAAUAGAGAUGCUUUCGAAAAAGGUCAUAAGGGCACUUAUCUCUAAAGGUGUGGGAUCCGUCUCCUAUACAGGUCCUACUAAGUUGUUUCUCCUGGUGAAGGCUCCAACUUCCUUCAACAUGCCUCUGCAUUUUCUACCAAAGCGUGACUUCCAAUUCUCAAAGAAGAUUUUACCAUUCAGGCUACAGCUUAGAUGCAAGACCUCUCAUCAUGAAUCAUUAUCAUCUUCUUUUGCCCCAGGCGCAAUCACUGACUUCAAUGAGAACAAUUUUAUAUGCAGUGAUAUAACAUGGUUUCAGUGCCGGCAUGUAAUCAAGGGCAUUGCUUUAGGGAAUCCUUCACCUGAAGAUUAAAGGUCAAUGACAACUUUAAAACGGGUAUAUAGUUAAGGACUUUCCAUUUGUAUGCCUUUUUACAGUAAUCUUUAGCAGUAGUUGUUAUAUUUCUUUUUCCAAUGUUUGAAUUUAUCAUGGUUACAUCUCCAAUGUUCUGUGUUCUACUUGAAUAAAAGCAAUGACAGGGUCGACCAUAUGGUCCCUUACCGUAUUUUUUGGCUGCAACAUGUGAGGCUACUAGGCUAGGCAG